Messenger RNA from Amoebophrya sp. A25, 3430 nucleotides. The record is from the annotation of a GenBank genome assembly. Lineage: Eukaryota; Dinophyceae; Syndiniales; Amoebophryaceae.
GCACGUGAGAGCAGGGCGGCUUCGUUUUUACUAAGUACCUGCAAAAUGUGCCUCGAUUUCAGAAACUGAGCAUGAGCUUUCUUGGGAAAAGUGUGAACUGCUUGGCAGCUCCGUGUCUCGAAGUUGUAAAAAGCGAAGUCAGUAGGCGACAAAACAAAGAGAUAGUGCCAUGUCGAAAAGAUACUUACCACGUUUUUCUAUUUCAUUGAUUCAUUUAAGUUUGAAACUUAUGAUAAGCAAAAACGAAACAGGGAAUACCUGAAAUUGAUGAAUUCAUAGUUCUUCUCAGAAUUAGUAUAAAAAAAUGGUCAUACCAAGCGGAACGCGGAACCGCGGUUCUGCCACCCUCGGCAAUGCACGGGACCUUCUCGCUGUUGCAGGUAGGUUUACAUUGUUCAUCUGUACCAUACUCUUAUGUGUCAAGUCAGUAAAGCAACAACUACUUAUCAAUUUACUUUGAGCAGUCUGCCGCAGUACUAAUUCCAAGUGCCCUUUUACUUAGCCAAAAAGCAAUCUUCGUUCUAGUAUGUGAUCUCAUUAGAAUCUAUAACUAUCAAAAAAAAAUCAAUCUGCAUCUUCACCACCGAGCAGAAGCUGCUUUCGGCGGUAAGCCUAUGAGCCUAGCCGAUGACAGGUCGACUGUGGCAAGUUCGGCAUCUGGAUCACGAAGUGUGUCAAAGUCCUACUCGGGAGCCUCAUCUAGAAUACCGAAGUUCUUCGAUGACGACUCUAAAACAACAUUUAGAAAUGGUACUACUCAGUUUAUUUGUUGAUUGGCGGAUGGCAUCAAAGACUUAGAAAAUGGCAUUUUAUUAAAAGUAUGCCGAGUUAGUCUUGGUGGGUGUGCAUGUCAAGUGCUUUCACUUCUAUGAAUGUCUUUAUAUCUUUGGUACAUGUAUGUUGUUUCUCCAAAAUUGAUGAAUAGCUUGAUUUUCUUGAGGUAUUGCGGGGGACCAUUAUGAAAUUGGUGCCGCAUUGGUGGACUGCUCGUCUAGUGAAAGCGUCGGUGGCGCUCAUUGGGCAUCAAAAGUGCGGAAAGACGGUCAAGAAACAGCCGAAGAUAUGAUAGGGAAGAAGAUCAACAUUUUCUUUUUUCUUCGCAUCAACUAAUUUAAAGCUGAGUGUUCACUGAUAGAGUUUUGAAAGUUUUCUGAUUGCAACUCGCAGUAUGUUGAAGGGGAAUUCUAGAAAGCGAUGUCAUUCCGACAUAGUCGUGAAUCACUAGCUACUACCAACAUUAAAUAGUCCACCAUCAAGAAGAUCAAGCUGUAUCUGAAUCAUUUAAUUACUCUCAUUCACGAAUUCUGCAUUUACGACUUAGGGGAGCGAACGGUGUUAACGGAGGUGAACAUGAAGUUCGAGCCAGACUCAGAGGAAUCACCGCAGUGCGUGCAUCUUAGUUACUGCUCAGCAGAUCACCUGAAGCAAAUUAAAGCGGGCAUGGCAGACUUCAUCUCCGUAAAGCGAAGCUACGUUGCGAAAGAUGGUAAAUAAGACACUAUGACUGAUCUGCUUUCUCUUUUCGGGACGCUGAUCAUGCUUAAAACUCGCUAGAAUAAAGGGCAACGCAAAUGAAUAAUGCGAAAGCUUUCUCGCAACCUUUUUUACCUCUUGUCGACGAAUGAAUUUACUGACCCUCAGCCGAACGGUUGCACAUGGGUUUUCGCUGUGAGGAUGCGGCGAGGUUUUGGAAGCUAUGCUACCCAAUGAACUGGGGAGGCGCGAGGACGGUCGUGAAGAAAAUUCAGUUUGUUGCUGAAGAUGUCGCAAGCAGAAAGAUGUGUACUUUCUUCACUUUCCAAGCUAGGCAGGAAACACCCACGAUUUACCUGUCUAAUGAAGAUUGCGAUCAUGUGCUCCACUUUCAUUCGCGUGCCCUUGCACAUUCUCCAAACAAAUCACCGCCGGCACAGGUAACGGACUAAAGCAGAUGAGUUACGAACAUAGUUCACAACUAGGACGCCUCUGCAGUAUAUUUGACGAAAAGGAGACGCUAACUGACGCGCAACUAGAGGUUCGCGCACUUGCGAGGAAACACGGAAUUCCACUGGGUGACGCAGAAACUCUGCGCCUCAAGUUUGAGAAAUACGACGAAGACCGAAGUGGUAUGUUGUUGUUGCUACGAGGAUCUCAUUGUGAGUGAGAUUACAAUUGCUAGUUGGAGUUCGUGUUCAGCUAAAGGAGUCUCGUGUCACUCAAGUUUAGUACUCGCAAAUGUUUGCCUCUUACAUUGCUGCGAUAGGGAAUGCAAAAACACCGUCGUAAAAAGUUCAGGAGCCACUCUCUCUCGUCUUGGUCAACAUGAUCCAGGUCACAUAUCCAAGGACGAGUUUUCGAAUAUACUGGCGGAGCUAAUCAGAGUCAAAGUCGCCGGCGACAUUCCGCAAGAGCGAUUCAAUCAUUACUGGCGCGAGGUCGAUACCGAUCAGUCAGGAGAAAUCUCAUUCGAGGAGUUUCUCAUAUGGUAGAAUCAUAGAGUCACGUUUUCCUCGCAAAUAUCUGCUCACCCAUACUGUCGAGGCGUCUUUCCUGCUCUUCUAAGUAGUUUUUAGGCUAGCUUGGUCUGCUGGCCCGUUGAGCACAAUUGGACAUUGACUACUCAUUCGUGCCUUCGCCAAGUUCGUCUUGGUUUUCCCCACCCGUCCAGGUACACGAGUAUUGUGAAGACAGGAGCCCUGAAUCCGAAGUCGUUCUAUGCAGCUUUUGGCAAGAACCGCGUCCGAAAUAUGGUGGAGAAUGGCGUUUGGUAGACCGGUGUUUAGGCAGAGAGGACGAGUCAUUCACCUGACUCUGACAGAUAUGAACCUUUCCUUGAACUCAUUUAUAGCGUUGUAGUACUAUGCAGGUACAGGUAGUAGGUGUUUUUGUUUUUCUAUCAGUAUUGGAAUCGAUCGGGACCGCAUCAUUGGGAAAAGCGCAUUCGAGUCGUGUCGAAGCAAGUAAAUGUAAGUGUACAAAUCGUAGGGCGCUCUUUAUACCUCCAGACGCAAACGCGUAUUGGCUGUCAAGCACAAAAAAAGCAAUGAGUGGACGCGUAAAAUAAAGAGAAAGAAUAGGUGUUGGUGUACGUGAAGCGAGAUAUUCAGCGCCGCUUUGUCAGGGGUACAAAUAUGGAUGGGUGAUGUGGACGAAUGAAUAGUACAGGGCCGAAGAAAUCGGUUGCCGUUCUCGGCUUGAACAGAAGAAAGAAGAUAAGCACCUUGUAAACACAUUGUAUUUUUGAGUCGGACUUGUUUUUUUGAAUCAUGUUGAAGUUAUCUUGGAAAAACACCAGAAAUCAAAUUUUGCGUAAAAACAGCGUUAGCAUGGACACCUGACUUUUAUGUAGUGUGAAGGACGAACACAAUGGUACAGAAGAAUUGCCAUACAAAAUUAUACUAAAAGAAGCAUUGCUGACCGCGACUGAGGAGUGCAGACGCCGGCUCUUCAC